Messenger RNA from Phaeoacremonium minimum UCRPA7, 1116 nucleotides. Its product is annotated as putative duf636 domain protein. The transcript has a single exon. Lineage: Eukaryota; Fungi; Ascomycota; Sordariomycetes; Togniniales; Togniniaceae. The record is from RefSeq and is a predicted model, not a curated record. Gene Ontology annotation, molecular function: carbon-sulfur lyase activity. Bases 1 to 1116 code for a protein of 371 amino acids.
AUGACAGAUUCGCACUCUGAUGCAAGCACGAGGACUCUACGCGCAGGAUGUUACUGCAAAGCCAUCCGCUACGCGGUAACACUUCCAACAGCAUCCCUGCCGUUGGGAGUACACCUCUGCCACUGCUCCGUCUGUCGUUACACUCACGGGACGCUGUGCAUAUUCCAUGCUGAGCUGCCCCGGGGCGUCAUACCCGAGUUCAUAGCCCCUUCUUCCCGUGACAACCUCACCGGGUACACACACGCCAGCGCCAAGAGCGAGCGGCUCUUUUGCUCAACCUGCGGCUGCCAUAUCGGCGAUGUUGGCCUAGACGGCGAAGACGAGGGCGAGUGGGUCAUCGCAACCUCGUUGUUUGACGAGAAUGACGAGGACCUCUUCCAGAUCAAGACCCAUUGCUUCACCAGGAGCGCCCCCGGCGGUGGACUCUUUGAGUGGCUACCGAGGAUCGGCGACCGGGAGGUCAAGGUCUGGAACCCCGGCCCGGACUCGGUGAUGUGGCCCGGUUCCAGCGCCGAGGAAGCCCCACCAAAACAGGAGUUUGAUGCCAGCGGCAAUGAGGUGCUUCGUGCCGAGUGCCACUGCGGCGGCGUUUCUUUCACUAUCCCACGGCCGACAGUUUCAGCAGCCACGGAGGACCCGUACGUUGCUGGAUUCAUCUCACCUCUCGAUCCAGCCAAGUGGCUGGCGUGUCUCGAUGUCUGUGAUGACUGUCGGCUUGUAGAUGGGACGCACGUUGUGGGCUGGACAUUUGUGCCCCGCGCCCAGAUCCAGCCAACCAUGCCCCCAGAGCUCGCCCCGUUUGGGACCAUGAAGACGUUCGCUUCAUCGCCAGGCGUCAUGCGCGGCUUCUGCGGGGUCUGUGGUGCCACCGUCAUCUUUUCCUGUGAGGGGCGGAAGCCGAGUGACGACAGCCACGUUGUCGAUAUUUCGGUCGGUAUCCUGCGAGCCCCAGAAGGCGUGAAAGCCGAGAAGUGGUUAACAUGGCGAGCCGGCCGGCUUGCGUGGGGCUCGAGUGGCGAACGGUACGAUUCGCCCUUCACAACGAGCUUGGGGGAUGGCUUCAAGCGCUGGGCAAUGGAGCAUUAUGGGGAAGCCCCGACCUUUGAGAUUGGGUAA